AUGCACAUUCCAACAAACGAAAUAAAGGAAGUCCAGAGAUUCAUAUUCGACAACGGCUGUAUUGUAGUUGAGCACAGCAGAACUCUCAAGCCACACCCUCACUUUGAUAUUUCAAAUCUUAAAGUUAUGAAAAUAGUUAGAAGCUUGGUGUCAAGAGGAUGCUUAGAUAAGUCUUUCGCAUGGAAACACGGAUACUACACACUUACUACAAAGGGAAUAGAAUACAUCAGAAGAAAGCACUAUCUGACAGAAAAUGACUAUCCAUCGUUAUACGACUCAAACCCCCUGGCAGAGAACAAGCAGGUAGAAGCAGAGGCAGAGGAAAUAGUAUUCAAAGAAUAA
Nematocida minor is the source of this 342-nucleotide messenger RNA. RefSeq names its product small subunit ribosomal protein S10e. The record is from RefSeq and is a predicted model, not a curated record. Gene Ontology annotation, cellular component: cytosolic small ribosomal subunit. Lineage: Eukaryota; Fungi; Microsporidia. The coding region runs from base 1 to 342 and encodes 113 amino acids. Gene Ontology annotation, molecular function: structural constituent of ribosome; RNA binding. The transcript has a single exon.